Limulus polyphemus (Atlantic horseshoe crab) is the source of this 5696-nucleotide messenger RNA. Its product is annotated as calcium/calmodulin-dependent protein kinase type 1-like. The transcript has 9 exons. Gene Ontology annotation, biological process: protein phosphorylation. Gene Ontology annotation, molecular function: calcium/calmodulin-dependent protein kinase activity; ATP binding; calmodulin binding. NCBI's taxonomy places the organism in Eukaryota, Metazoa, Arthropoda, Merostomata, Xiphosura, Limulidae. The annotation marks the transcript as partial. The record is from RefSeq and is a predicted model, not a curated record.
CUUUUCAGCGGAGCCUUUUCCCAAGUGGUUCUGGCAGAAAGCAGAGAUGUGCCCGAUAAGCUUGUUGCCAUCAAAUGUAUUGACAAGAAAGCCCUCAGAGGAAAGGAAGACUCCCUCGAGAAUGAAAUAAAAGUUUUAAGGAAACUAAAACAUCCAAAUAUUGUUCAGUUACUUGAGACAUUUGAAGAUAAGGGCAAAGUAUUUCUAGUAAUGGAACUGGUAACAGGAGGCGAAUUAUUUGAUAGAAUAGUAGAAAAAGGAAGCUAUACAGAAAAAGAUGCUAGCCAUUUGAUUAAACAGAUUCUGGAGGCUGUGGAUUUCAUGCAUACCCAGGGUGUUGUACAUAGAGACCUUAAGUCUCUAGAUGUAGCACGAUUCUUCAUUGCUCCAGAGGUAUUGGCUCAGAAACCCUACGGAAAGGCUGUAGAUGUGUGGUCAAUAGGUGUGAUUGCUUACAUACUACUAUGCGGUUAUCCCCCAUUCUAUGAUGAAAAUGAUGCCAACCUGUUUGGUCAAAUUCUGAAAGGUGAAUUUGAAUUUGAUUCUCCCUACUGGGAUGAUAUAUCAGAUUCAGCUAAGGAUUUUAUCAGUCACUUGAUCUGUGUUCAGGCUGACAAAAGGUUUACCUGCCAACAAGCACUGGAUCAUCCCUGGAUAUCUGGAAACACGGCCAAGGACACAAACAUCCAUGGAACAGUCAGUGAACAGUUAAAGAAGAACUUUGCUAAAACAAAAUGGAGGCAAGCAUACAAUGCAACGGCUGUCAUCCGACAAAUGAGAAAAUUAGCUAUGAACAGCACAGGAAGCUCAAAUGAAACAGCAAACUACCAGGCUGGCAGUAAAGAUGAAAACAUUUCAAGCACAACGUCUGCAGAGGCCACUCCCAAGGGGACGGCAGAGAAGAAUUAGAAUGAAUUACAAAAUGCAUCAGUUGGUAGCAUCAUGCUAUCUACUGUUUAUUUGGGUGAUUUUGUCCCCUGUUGGGGUGCUCAUUUUCACAUGUAUUUAUAAUUGUUAGUUACAGUUAGGUUCUUAUGUCUGAUAGCUGAAACCUGUAAAACAACCAGAAGAAGGUUUACAAUGGUGGUAAUAAGGCAGGAAUACAUCCUUUAUAUUUUAUUCUUUCUCCACAUUUGUGCUGUGGCUAUGUAUUUAAAUGUGUAUUUUUAUAUUGGUAAAAAAGGGAAGCCUUUCCCAUUUCUGCAUGUUGGUAGUUGGGAUGUGUAUAUAUUAAUCAGACACAUGUACAGUUAUAUUACACAUAUGUAAGAAUCAAUAAUUGUUUUCUAUGCAGGGAGUACAAUCAGUUGAUGGGUUCACAUUUGAAAGACUACCUGGAUUGGUAACUUAGGUGUGAUGUGUGGUAAUUGAUUCUGUAUCUCAUACAAGACAAUUGUUGUUAUAUGUGUUCAUUUAUUGUUGAUGUUGUUUCUUUUAUACAGCUGUGUUUAGUCUGAAAGUUGUGGGAUGUGGUUAGUUACAAUGAAUGCACAUUGUUUCAUUCUGGCAUUCGUAACGUAACUAUAAUUCUAUUUUGAUGGUUGUUAAUGAUAAUUUUUUUUAUAUUUCUUGUUUGGUUUUAUGUACAACAAACUGUGUCUUUAUAUUAGGGUGAGGAUAUAUUUUUACUUAUACUUUCUGCAUUCCUAGGUUCUUUGUUGAAUUCUUUUUUUUAGACAUUUUUUCAAAUUCUUUAUUUUUAUGAAAUGUGUAUUUUGAGGAAAAGACUUGAAUGAAGUGGCAUAUCUUGUUGACAUGUUGAUUAUUAGAAGUAUAACUGGAUGGUUUAACUUUUUAAGUGAAAGAAAAUCAAAAUCUAAGUUUAUUUGUUAUAUAAAUAGAAUACUUCUCUCUCUCUCUAUAUAUAUAUAUAUAUAUAUAUAUGUGUGUGUGUGUAAGACAGAUUAAAACAUGGGUGAUGUGUGUUAAUCGUAUAUUUAAAAUGGUCACAAGAACACGUAUUUCUUGCUUGACUUCAUGUAUUUGAAUCCUACAUCUUGAAAACAGCUUUGAUACACAAAGAUGUAAGUUUGUUUCUUUAUGGCCAGUUUGAAAAAGGUGUUUGAUUUAGCCACAUUAAGGCUCCUAAAGGUUAACAAAAUGGUGGUAAUUUUCCAUUUGAAUUUCAUAGAAAAGUAUAAAUAAAUGUAUUCAUUGACUGUAACAAGAAUCUUUUACAUUCAAAACCACAAAUAAGUAAUGGAAUCGACUGACUUGUAAUCUUGAUUUGCUAACAGCUUUACCCUUGUACUUAGUCUUUUCUUUGCAUCUCCACAGACUGAAAUUAUAAAUUUAUUUUUUGUUCUUGUUUCCUUUAAUUAUCUCAAACAAAUACAGAUAGUGAUACGACCAAUGUAAAAUUAGUAUAGAGUGUUUAACAUUAUAGCUAGCUGAAAGUUCAUGGGGUUUUAUUAUACUCAAUUGAAGUAUGUAAACAGAAAAAAUACCAACUGUUAAAAUUCUUUCCAAUUUGGGAACCGACCAUGCUAGCAGUGUUUUAAUAUUUACCUAGAUUUUAAGCAUGUUUAUUAACUGUUUAGACUAAGUUUGUAUUACAAGUUGUCUGGUUUAACAACUAUGGAUUGUAAAUAUAACCUACAACAGUACACAUUUUUAAAAAAAUGAAACGUGUUGUUUAUCUUCAAAUCAUUCUUAUAAUGAUAUGUGACAUCCCGACGUGGAUAGUGUUUUUACAUCUUCGAUGGGAACCUUUAACUGUACCAAUGUAACAAAAAACAACCCUUAUCUGUUCAUGUAUGAUGAAGAUUUUUUUUCUAUAAUGUCGGACUUUUGUGGAACUUUGAAAAUAUGAAAUAUUUAGCUUAAAUAUCGUAAGUUUUUAUUAAAAAUAUGUUUAAUGUUAAGUGCUUUCUCUCGAAAACUGUUUUUGUUUUAAUAUUCUUUUAGUGUUAAUAUUUUUCUUUUUCUACUAAGAAUAACAGUAAAAAUUAUUAUGUAAUAGUAGCAUGUGCUGGGCCAUGGAGAUUCAAGUUCCAUGAUUGGGGUCCCAUUAGUGCCAAAAAAAAUGGGUUCUCAACAUAGGCACUGUGGAUGAGUUAUAAGAGUGAUGGUAAAAUCCCACUAUUCAGUUGUCCAAGAGUAGUUCUAGAGUUGGUGAUGACUAGCUGCAUUCCCUCUAGCCCAUUAGUUACAAAUUUGGGACAGCUAGUGCUUGAGUAGGUGUGCAUGAAAUCCAACCAACAAACAAAGUAGUAGUAAUAAUAUAAUUAUUGGACUGAAUCUCUGAUCGGAUUCAAAGAGAGCCUAACCAAGAGUGGCUAUACGGUAGGUGCAACUUGUAUUACGUCAAUAACAUGUAGUAUCACCCCUAGUGUACUAAGGUUUAUUUGAAUUGGUCAUUUUACAAAUUUAACUUCUGUUUACUGGUGGUACACGAUGCACACUUGUGUUUAACAACUGAAUCUGAUCCAUUCACAAAAACAUAAGUCUCUUUUGUCAAGAUGGGUACAGUAAAACCAGCACUUAUUUGUUUGGUGUCCCUACCUGUAAUAUUUUUAGUUAUUUCAGUAGCAGAGUGUCCUAAAACAGUAUUUAUUUACUCUGGCUAUGCACUGUUGCAUGUGUGAUGGUAACAAUAGUGGAAUGUUGCCUUGAUGAUUCACUAGUGUAACCACGAGUUAAAUAAUGGAAGAAGUGAGAUGUGACUGGAGUAAGAAUCAUCAGUGAUACCAGGAUUAAGACUGAAAAGAGCCUGUAAUAUUUUUACCACAAUAGUAGUGGCAGUUGGCUUAAUUUUAUAGCUGGUAAUGGCAUUACCAGAGUAAUACCAAUAGUCAUACUCAAAUUUGAUUAUGAUAGGAACCCAAUCACAUUAUUAGUGUUAUGUAUUAAGAACUUAAUAUUGAGAUGUAUAAUCCACACUACAUAAUAAAUCCUUGAAAAUAAAACAGUACAAGUUGCUGUUGUCUUGUGGUACAGAUCAAUAAUUAUCAGUUUGUCAUUCUUCUAUCCCAUGUUAGUAAAUCUGGUGUUGCUAUUUUGAGAACAUGGUAACACCAGGGUUUCCACUGUUUCACUGGCUUCUACACUGGAAAUGUUGAAAUGUUAGUUCAAUUAAAUAAUGUUGCAUUUAAGGUUAAAACAGUCUUUCUUUUUGAAAUCUCGUACUUUUUUGUUUUUAAUAGUUUUUGUUGUUCAGUUUAAGAAUAAUUCCUUCUCCCUCAAGUUGGUAAUUCUAGAGAAAAUGUGCAGUAUGAUGUCUGGUGUAUAGUAUUUGAGAUUUAGUUAAUUACUGAGACAAUUAUGUGGCUUGUCAGAUUCACUACCUUUACAGAACUAUUCAUAUUUUCACAGUGUGUUUUACGUUAUUAUGAGAAACUAAACGUUUUAGAUCAAUAGUACUUUUAGUUCAAAUUAUUUUUAACUUAUUCGUAUGAAUACCGACAAAACUACAUAAAACUAUACAGAACAGAUUCUUAAGUUAGUAAUAUAAAAAUUGUAUAACAACAGAAUGUGGUAUCACCAUAAGCCACGUCUUUGGUGCACUUAGGAAUAGUUGAAAACUUCAUAUUGGCUUUCAAGUUAGGCUACGUUGUGAGAGAUGUAGACCGACAAAUUAAGAUUAAAAUGUAUCGGGUGGGAACAAGUUCUAUGCUAAUGUGUUAUAAAAUAUUAGGCUUCAAAUUCAUUACUGGUGGUACAGUUGUUAAUAGUUUAUUUUGUGUAUACUGUUCAUAUUUUAACAUCAUAUAAAAUAUAACUAGAUUUUCCUUUAUUGAAAUCUUGAGGUGAGGAGUUAAUGGGGGGGUAAAUAGUAUGAAAAGUAAAGAACCGUUUGCUGGAAUUAACAGUAAAGGAUGUAAGGGACUAUUUUGUUAAAAACCAGAACUUUGAGGUAACAAUGGAAUGCAGAGUUGCCGGAUCCAUCUUAUUUCUUCUUCUUAAUGUAGAUGAUAGGCAACUGUUAUUAAUAAAAGUUGCUUUAGCAUUUUAAUUAAAAAUGUGCUUAUUUUGAAAAUGUUGAUCUUAAAGUAGAGAUUAUUACUGUUGUUAUAGUCUUAUUGUAUUGCACUGGCCAUAGAUACAUUAUAGAUUACAAAGCUACUUUUCAGCCAUCAAUGUCGUGUAAUAUUUGAAGGUGGUUUGUGUGUAAGUAAGGUAUUGGUUGUUUGUUUUUUGUUGCCGUAUUUUCAAUAAAUUGCAACCUUGCACUCAUUCAACUUGACUUACUUCAAGUGACCAACAUGUUCCUCUUUUAUUUUAUUUUUCCUCUGGAUUUUCAGUAACUCAUUAAGUUUUGUACUCAAAUCUUCCACUUUUUCUUUAUUUCAGAAAAAAAAAACAUUAAUUCAUGCUUGCCUUGUUAACUUGAGUGUUUUACUUUAUGUUCAAAUAGAAACUACUUAAAAUUUCCAGGAUAAAAGAUCUUGACUUUUAGUACUUCUAGAGUAAGCUAAUAUAAAUUGAGCUUGACAAAUGAAGAACAAUAGAAAGCACACUGUCUAAAAUGAUCAAGUUUCCAAAAAUACGUACAAAGACGGAGAGAGAGAGUACUUAUUGUAUCCUGGAGAUGUUAUUUAGUUAUCUGUUUUUGGUUGAAACUGUGUAUCUUGGACAGAUGUAAAAUUUACUCUUGGUGAAUUGUGCAUGUAUUGUGCUAUUCUUUUACAAUAACGAUUCAUUGAAUAGUUCACUUGUCCAGCAAAAGCAGCCUAUUAAAGAAAAUGAGAUCGAAA